Messenger RNA from Stegostoma tigrinum, 8159 nucleotides. Its product is annotated as estradiol 17-beta-dehydrogenase 2-like. The record is from RefSeq and is a predicted model, not a curated record. The coding region runs from base 39 to 1208 and encodes 389 amino acids. Lineage: Eukaryota; Metazoa; Chordata; Chondrichthyes; Orectolobiformes; Stegostomatidae. The transcript is spliced from 5 exons. Gene Ontology annotation, molecular function: oxidoreductase activity.
GGGAGAAGGGGAGUUGGGGAAGUGGAGGCAGCGAGCCGAUGGAUCAGGCGAGCGCGAACUCCGAGCUGUCCUUGUCGCUGCUGUACGCGGGGGUGACGGCGGUGCUGGGCGCCGCGGUAAUCCGCCGCCUCCUGAGGCAGGAGUUGCGGUUGGGAGUGCAGGCUGCCCUCAGCUUGCUGCUGCUCCUGCUCGGAGAGUCGGUGUGCUUCGUGGCGCUGCCCGGCUCCCCCGGCCUCUGCCUCUUCUCCCUGGCCUGUCUGCUCAGUUACUGCACGCUGCCGGCCAGCGAGCUGCUCACUGUCCAGGACAAGGCCAUCCUAAUUACAGGAUGCGACUCUGGGUUUGGACAUGCACUAGCCAAACAUCUUGAUAAACUGGGCUUCACUGUCUUUGCUGGAGUUCUGUACUUAGAUGGACCUGGUGCUGAGGAUUUAAAAACGAGUGGCUCAAACAGACUUAUGGUGCUGCAACUAGAUGUCACCAGUUCGGAACAGAUUGUUAAAAGCCACGCGCAAAUAAAAUCUCAACUGAAAAACAGAGGACUUUGGGCAUUAGUGAAUAAUGCAGGUGUCUUAGAAUUCGUUGCUGAUGCAGAACUUCUUCCCAUGACUGUUUACAAGCGUUGCAUGGACGUGAACUUCUUUGGAGCUGUGGAACUCACUAAAACGUUCCUUCCAUUGCUCCGCCAAGCAAAAGGCAGAAUUGUCACCGUCUCAAGCAUAGCAGGAGCUAUACCACUGCAAGGAUAUGCAGCAUAUGGUGCCUCAAAAGCCGCCCUGACCAUGUUUUGCAAUGUUUUGAGACAAGAACUUGCCAUGUGGGGAGUCAAGGUAGCUACUAUCCUGCCUGGUGGUUUCAAAACAGGUUUAUUUGGCACCACAUGCCAGUGGAGCAACCAGCACAGACAAAUAAUGCAGCAGCUGUCUCCUGAUGUUAAAACAGAUUAUGGUGAAAACUACAUAAUUGCACUCAAAGAACAGUAUGGUAAAUGGCAGGCCAAUUUGCAAGUUGAACUACAACCAGUUCUGAAUGAUAUCUCCAUUGCACUGAGAGCAAAGAACCCCAAGAGCCACUACUUCCCUGGAGCAGCUGCUAUCUUUCUUCCAAUCAUCUAUUACUACCUUCCCUCCUGUUUGUCUGAUAUUAUUUUUGAUCACUUAUUCAGAUCAGGUCAGGGUGUACCAGAUCGUGUAAAAGAAACUGGAUAGUAAGCCCUACUGAAUUAGCACUGACAGUUAAUUUGUACAGUCAUUAGCCAACUAACAAAUUCUAUUUUACAAACUUUUCAUAUCGAAUACUCAGUUGCGCAAAUUUUUAUCGAGAUAACAUUUUCUGUACUGACCAUAGAAUAGGCAUUGUCCUGUUCUAAAGCUUGAGGUCUGAGUGAGAAUUUCAUUUCCCAGAAUCAUUCAGCACAAUAUUACAAACUUUUACAUUCAAUUGAAUAAACUAUUUGUAUUCAAUAGAGCAACUCCAGUUGAUACAGCACAGAAAGAAAAAAAGAUCCUUUUUAGAGUAAGGAUUCUGCUCUGAGACCUAUUAAGCUACCACUUGAAUGGCUGCAUCUAUUCUUUCAACUUAUGUGUCACUGUGCUAGAGUGUCACGUGAGUUAUUGCAACUGAUCUAGACAUUUAAUAAAAGGAGUGGCGAAAUACAUUGCAAUGCAGAAUGCUUCAUUUCAGUAUUGCUGAUAAAAGAUGCAUUCGUUGAAGAUUUUCAUCUUGCAUUGAUCAGAACAAUUUGCAAAAAGUACCACAAUAAAGGGGAAACAACAUUUAUUCUGGAUUUGUACUGUAUUCGUACAGUGUAAAUGCUAUUUAUGUGGAGACAAGUAGUGUUUUGAAAGCAGGGAUGCUGCAAAAAAACUUGGACAGGCUGGGAGAGUGGCAGAUGGAAUACAGUGUGGAAAAAUGUGGGAUUAUGCACUUUGGUAGGAAGAAAAGAGGUGGAGGUUAUUUUCUAAAUAGAACAUAGAACAGUACAGCAUAAUACAAGCCCUUCGGUCCACGACGUUGUGCUGACCUAUUAUCCUACUCUAAGAUCUAACAUGCAUACCCUACAUUUUACUAUCACCCAUGUGCUUAUCCACGAGCUGCUUGAAUGUCCCUAAUGUAUCUGAUUCCACUACCACCACCUGCAGCGCAUUCCACACGCCCACCACUCUCUAUGUAAAGAACCGACCUCUGAUAUCUCCCCUAUACCUUCCUCUGAUCACCUUAAAAUUAUGUCCCCUUGUAAUAGUCAUUUCCACCCUGGGGAAAAAGUCUGACUAUCCAUUCUAUCUAUGCCUCAUCAUCUUGUACACCUCUAUCCAGUCACCUCUCAUUUUUUUGCCCCAACGAUAAAAGCCGUAGCUCCCUCAACCUUUCCUUAGAAGACCUGCCCUCCCUUCCAGGAAGCAUCCCGUUAAAUUUCCUCUGCACCCUCUCUGAAGCUUCCACAUCUUUCCAAAAAUGAGGAGACUAGAACUGAACACAAUAUUCCAAGUGUGAUCUAACCAGGGUUUUUUAGAACUGCAGCAUAACCUCGCGGCUAUUAAACUCAGUUCACCUGCCAGUGAAAGCCAGCACACCAUAUGCUUUCUUUACAACCCUAUCAACUUGGGUAGCAACUUUGACGGAUCUAUAGACGUGGACCCCAAGAUCCCUCUGUUCCUGCACACUACCAAGAAUCGUGCCAUUAACCCUGUAUUCUGCAUUCAAAUUCAGCCUUCCAAAAUGAAUCACUUCACACUUUUCUGGGUCGAAUUCCAUCUGCCACUUCUUCACCUGGCUUUGCAUCCUGUCAAUGCUUGUUUGCAACCUACAACAGCCCUCCACACUAUCCACAACUCCACCAACCGUUGUGUCAUCGGCAAACUUACUAACCCACCCUUCCACUUCCUUAUCCAAAUCAUUUAUAAAGAUCACAAAGGGCAGAGGUCCCAGAACAGAUUCCUGCGGAACACCCAUUAGUCACCGAGCUCCAAGCUGAAUGCUUUUCAUUGGAAUACUUUCCAACAGAAAAGGCUUCUGAAAUCUGCAGGGAAAGGCUUUGGAAAUCUGAAGUACAAAGGGUCUUGAGAAUGUUAGUUCAGGAUUUUCUUAAUGUUAAUGUGCAGUUCACUUGGCAGUUAGGAAGGCAAAUGCAGUGUUUACAUUCAUUUUAAUUGGGCUAAAAAACAGGAGUAGAGAUGUACUGUUGAGGCUGUAUGAGGCUUUGGUUAGACCUCAUUUGGAAUAUUGUGAGCCUUUUUUGGCCCUGUAUCUAAGGAAGGAUGUGCUGGUCUUGGAAAGAGUCCAGAGGAGGUUUAUGAGAAGAGCCUCCAGAAUGAAGGGCUUGUCCUGUGAGGAGUGGUUGAGGACUCUAGGUCUGCACUUGAUGGAGUUUAGAAGGAUGAAGGGGGGAAUCUGAUUGAAACUCACAGAAUAAUGAAAGCCCUGCAUAGUGUGGGUGUUGAGAAGAUAUUACCACAAGUGAGACUAAGAUCCAAGGCACAGCCUCCAAGUGAAGGGACGAUCCUACAGAACUGAGAUGAGAAGGCAUUUCUUCUUUCAGUGGGUGGUUAAUCUGUGGAACUCUUUGCUGCAAAGAGCUCUGGAGGCCAAGUCAUUGAAUGUAUUUAAGACUGAGAUAGACAGGCCUUUGGUUAGUAAGUGAAUCAAGGGUUACGGGGAGAAGGCAGGAGAAUGGGAUUCAGAAAUAUAUCAGCCAUGCUCAAAUGGCAGAACAGUCCCGAUUGGCUGAAUGACCUAAUUCUCUCCUAUAUCUUAUGGCCUUAUUUUCCCUUUACUGUGCUAUUCCUUGCAAAUUGUCCUGCUGAGUGCAAGAUAGAAUGCUUAGACCAAAUACAUCCUUUUUUUUCACCAAUGCCAAGAUUCUGUACUGGCAAAUGAUUAUCUUUUAAAUUUCGCAACAUGUACUUAAAAUAUGAAGUACAACAUACUUAUAUGCAUUUGGUGCAGUGUGAAUUGAAAAUUGCAUUGUGUAAAACUAAAUGCUGUUACACAAUGUAUUGAUCCUCGAGAGUGGAUUUUUAAAUGGAUCAGAAUAUGAAUCGAAGAUGCGUACAUUCACAAUUUGGCACUGUUGGCCUCUGUGCCAAUCCAAUACCAUGAUCCCAACCCUGACCAAUUUGCACUUGGUGGGAUAGUAUUAGCUACCUGCUGGGCAUGUCCAGGCCAAUGUUGUGAGCUCAAGCUAGCAGUUGGAAGGAGUGAGGGGCAUGAGAAAUAAAACACGAGCCACCAAUUCUUCCUCCCCCUCUAAUAAUAGCCAUAGCUGUGGUCUCUGGCCAUACACUCAAGGGAUUGGCUUUUAAAACUUUAAAGUAAACUUUUAUUUACCCGCCCCAUACCCGUCUCGACAUUCAGAUGGGCAGCUCCCAACUCAGCCUGUAGGAUUAUUAAUCAUAGGGUGCUGAAGGGGAAUGUCUUUGGUUGUCUAGCAUCAGAACCUGCUGCAGCACCUGACUACGCACAAACCUGUCAACAAACUUUAAUUGGCUGAAGAUUUGAAAUUUCCCAAGUGUGCCCCCAAUGUGCUGUAUGAGGUUGGGACCUGGAAUUAUGCAGUUUCUGAUGUGAUUGAAAAGAGCAGAUCCAAUUUGCUAGGAAUUGCUAAAACAGACAAGAAAUCAAUAAUUAAUUGAUUACACUACUGAGUACUUUGGACAGUUAAGGCAACAAACUUGAAUAUUGUUGAUAAAAGACACAUUUUAUCGAUGUUUAUUAUCUUGCACUCUUCAGAAUAAUUCACAAGAAUAGAAAUUUAAAGGCAUAUCCAACAUUUAUAUACUGAAUUGAGAGUACAGAAUGGUUGGCAAGUGGACUCUAAUUGUUACAGGCAUUCCUAUGGAGAAUGCAGCCGUUGAUGAUUAACUUUUAAACUGCCCGGCUUUGUUUAGAUGUCAAACCAGUUAACUUGACUCUGGUUCAUUUCUUAGGACAAUGCCUUAACCAAUCAGAGUCAAGUUAACUGGUUUGACAUCUAAACAAAGCAAGGUAGUUAACAGUCAGUCAUCAUUAACUGCUGCAUGCUCCAUGGUAAUUUCUCUACCAAUCAAAGUCCACUUGCAAUUAAUCAGCACCCUUCUCUCGUCAUGUGCUUAACUUGAGUAAUCCCAUUAUUUGUACUCUUGUGAAAUAUCCUAUUGAGUGCAAUAUACAAAGUUCUAACAAAAUGUACUUUUUUUUAGCAAUAUUUAAGCUUUGCAAUGACCAAACAGUUUGGAAAAAAAUACAGUUGAAAAUACAGUAAGGCAGUCAGCUGCUAGGCACUUUAUAUCCUCUCAGUUUUCAGUUAAGAUAAAGAUAAACACUGAAAAUAUUACACAUGCUGACUGACCUGCUGUCUAUUUCUAGCAAUUUCAGUAACAAAGUUAAGGUGGUAUUGUAAAGCAGUAAACCACACAAUGAAUCUUGCUGUUCAUAAAACGAAAAUCAUUGUUAAAAUUAAAAUAGGCUAGAAGAGUUUUCUGAGUCUGGUCUGGGCAGUUACCUAUUCUAUCGGCUAAUGGACACAAGGAUAGAAGUUGGUUAUGCCUGCUUGUCAGUCCCGUAAUCAAUAGCUGCAUGAGUCGGAGGCUUAAGACCAUUCCCAACCUUGGGCAUCAUUAACAUUGUUUGUGAUGGCUGCCUGCAACAAAGACUCCAUAGGUAGCUGUUGCAUCUGAAUGAAACACACUUACCUCACAAGCAGUAGUUCAAAACUUAAUCCUGGUGGAGAGAAGUGGGGAAACAGUUAUAUGGAUUACAGAAUUUGGGAAGCCUCAGCCAAUGUUUAUUCUAGCAUUUUAUUGGAAAACUUGCCUCUGCUGUGGUUGCAGUGGCCAGUUAAAAAGCCUGAGUGAAGCAGGCCCAGUAUCUGGUUCAUGAUGAGUGAAGCAAUGUCCCAGAAGGGUCAUAAAAUAAUUGCUGGGCCUCUGAUCAACAUGUGCAAGGGGCCUUGCAAUAAAAAAAAAGUGGAAUUAACAGUGGCCAAAAUGCUCAUAAAGGCUCAACAUGGGCCAUUCUGCUGCAAAGAUUUAGUGUUGCCUGUUGUAUGGCCUGAAGAAAAUGUACGACUUUCCACUUUCCACUCCACAAUCUGCAAAAAUUGUGCCCUGCUCAGUGGAACAUGAAAUAUUCCUAUGCAAUAUACAAAUUUAACCAGGAUGGAGUAGCAUUUAGAUAGUAUGCAGGGUAUUGGAUUACUUGAUCAGGCAAGUAUUCAAUUACUGAACUAAUUGUAUAUUUCAUAUUUUGUGCAACUUCUGCUGUUACAACAAAAUAGACUUUGUAAUUAAGGGGAAAUUUUUAUCUGGCACUCAGGGAAAUAUUUUAAUUUCAACAAAUCUAUUGAUCUAGGGAUUUGAAGUGAAGUUCAGUUAUGUUUACUGCAAUCUCUGCUAGUAGAGUUCAUUCAUUAUCUGGGUUGACUUCAAAUUACUGCUAUUUUUACACAUUUAUUCACAUUACAACAAUCAAAUAAUCUUAGGAGGAAUCAUUCUGACAAUUUAAGAUUCAUAAUUCUUAAUGUAAUUUUACAACAAAAAUCACAGGAAAUAUAGCCUUUUUUUAACCAAAGAAAAAGCCAUAAUAGAAAAUAUUAAUACAAAAGCUGCAAAGUACUUUAUGGAAUAUGAAAUUAUAUGAAGGUGAUAUUCUGGUACCUGGAAUGAAUACUAAAGAGCUUUUUAAUAGUCAUGUUGAGCAACACCACAUAUGCUCAGUUAACUCCAAGACUACUGUGAAGUAAUGGAAUGUUCUGAGCUUGUAAACCUAUCCAGUUUUACAUUAUUUGUAUUUAGCAUUAGGGAGCUAAGGGAUAUGACUUUUUCAAUUUUCUACAAAAGAUGUUUGUGUUUUGAAUGUUGUAAAUCUCAAGUCUCAGAGGUGAUAUUUUUGAGAAAAUGAAUUGUGUGUAGCUGCUGACUUAGACUUUGCAAUGGUAUAAACCACUACAUAAUAGAUUAGUGCACGUCUGCAAAAUAUUCCAAGUCGAUAAACUCCUUUGAGUAUGAAUCAUAUCCAAUAACUGUCUCAUUUAUUGUGCUCACCAUGUGCAGGGUUAUAAUUUCAGCAAGCAUUCCUUACUAAUUGCUUUUUUUGAAAAAAUAAACCUUUCUAAAUGAAACAGUAGUUUACUGUCUCAGGCAUUAGUAGAUUGUAAAGCUACCAUAUUUUAUGCUUUCAUUUUUGUUCGUGUCAUCCAUAAGAAAACAAACAUGUUAAACAUUUUAAAGAAUUGCUAAAAUUUUCAUGCUUGCUUUAACUGGAAGGGCCAAUUAACUUCUUACAUUGAGUAUAACCACUGCAAUUUUGGUUUUCAGGACAUUUUGGGGCAUCAUUUGGUAUUUUGUUUUGAAGUAUCACGUGAAUUUUCAGUUGGUUCUGGAGAAUAUUUAUGAUAAAUCUCUUUUUUUUAGCUGACUAUACUUUUUAUAAUGGUAUCUAAUUGAAAUUGACUUGGAAUUUUAUUUUUGUGGGUAUAUCUCUGUUGUUUUCAGUUGAUGAUUUUCCAUAUCUUGACUUAAAUGAGGGGUAAUGAAGGAUUUGUUAUUAAUAAUCACUUAUUUAGCAUGAGGAAAUACUAACUCUGCUUUUACUAUGGCAUUACAGAGAUAUUUCACAAUUUUAUUGUAUAGCAAAAUGUAUUGUAAAGUUUUGUACUGUUCAACUGAAGUGUGAGACACAUGACAACUAGCUGCAUGUAAAAAUAAUGAAAUAGUUCCACUUCUAACUUUGUGACUAUGUGUGUAAUGCUGUGGGUGAAUAGGAGCAUUUUUCUUUACAAUCAAAGUAGUUAACGUUAAAUUUUGUUAAACUGCUGCAGAUCAUCGUUUCAAAUAAUGAAAGACUACCAAGGGUCAAAUUUUGUGCUCACUUGUUCGAUUGUAUACUGGAUUCCUGAAUUUUGCUGCCAUUUUCUUGCCAAUGCGAUACACAGUUUGAAAUUGCUGAAAGUGUGCACCCUUUUUUGCUAAGAAAUGAUCUGGUUAGACUUUCAUCUUGUUAAUGGUUGCAGUAUAUUGUCUCUUCUCUGCUCAUUUACAAGUCAUCAUAUAAGUCAGGCACUGAUACAACUUACCUGGAUAUUAUGUAGCACAGAAACAGUCAUUGCUAACAGGUGUGCUUUAUGUUCAGAGAUAAUGGGAACUGCAGAUGUUGGAGAAUCCAAGACAACAAAAUGUGAGGCU